This is a messenger RNA of Bactrocera oleae (olive fruit fly), 2964 nucleotides long. RefSeq names its product protein RER1. The record is from RefSeq and is a predicted model, not a curated record. Gene Ontology annotation, biological process: protein retention in ER lumen; retrograde vesicle-mediated transport, Golgi to endoplasmic reticulum. Gene Ontology annotation, cellular component: Golgi membrane. Lineage: Eukaryota; Metazoa; Arthropoda; Insecta; Diptera; Tephritidae.
UGCGACCGUUCUACUGUCAAACUGUUUAGUGACGUGUAUUGUGAGUUUGGAAAAUUUUUUAAGAAGUGUGAAAUUCUAAAUUGGAUUUCACGUCAACGGCUUUUUAAAGCCAAUGAUAAAGUCAAUUCACAUUAAAGCCUAUUGAAAAUAAUAUUUCUUUGAAUAGUUAAAGUUUUGUAAUAUAACUCCUUUUACAUAUUGUGUUGGUUGAAACACGAGUUGGAGAAAAAAAAUUACAGGCGAACGUCACUAUCAGAAAAGCAAAUAAGAACAUAAAAGCCGAGGGUGCAAGGAGGUUUACGGGUUGUGCUCCGUUUGCAGUGGUGGUUGUGCGGCAGAAUAAGAAAAGUGUCAGGCGAGACUAAGUAAAAUGAGGAAAUAGAAACGAGCAUAAAUUACAGAUCGAAGGGCCGAAGGGGAUACAUUUUUGUGAAUACGCGCUGUUUAAGUGCAUACGCGACGACUGGCCGACGUUGGAUAUCUGGUGCACUUUUACUUGAAUUUUUGGUUUAUCUUUAUAUUUUAGUUUAUCUGCGCAUAUUUUCAAAAAUAAAGGUUAUAAUAUCUGGCAAAAACAAGUUAGGUUAAUCAAGUGACGGCAAUAAUCGACACCUGUACCAGUUAUUGGUAGCAGACGCUAAAAAAAUACUACAGCAAUGAUGGAUGAGGACACAAGUACUUCGACUGGAGGUGGUGUGAAGCUAUUCUUUGUACGCCUAUCACAAAUGUACCAAUCGACGCUGGAUCGUUGGACGCCACAUACUAGAAUGCGAUGGGCGGGUGCAAUUGUUAUUAUAUUGCUCUUCCUGCUACGCAUUUUCCUCUACCAAGGCUGGUAUAUAGUGUGCUAUGCGCUGGGAAUAUAUCAUUUAAAUUUGUUUAUUGCAUUUCUAACACCAAAAAUCGACCCGGAAUUCGAUCCUUACGAAAAUGAUGAAGAUGGUCCCAAUUUGCCAACACGUAGUAACGAAGAGUUUCGGCCGUUCAUACGACGUCUACCGGAAUUCAAAUUUUGGCUGUCGAUCACGAAAAGUACAAUCAUCGGUCUGAUAUGUACAUUCUUUGACUUCUUCAAUGUGCCUGUUUUCUGGCCUAUACUUGUAAUGUACUUCAUUACACUAUUCUGCAUAACAAUGAAGCGGCAAAUUAAGCAUAUGAUUAAGUACAAGUAUCUGCCAUUUACACGAAACAAGCCGCGUUAUCAACGUGUUGGUGAGUCACCGGCAACGACAAAGUGACAAUUAGCCGCACAGACACUGCAAAAAACAAACGACAACCAAUCGACAACGGGUAUUACGUCGAUACACGAGCAAAGAACAACAACAACAACAACAACAGCAACGGUAGCAGCAGCAACAGCAGCAAAUACAACGAUUGCCACAGCGGCAACAACAGCAACAUCGUUACCGGCUGCACCAUUGGCAGCUGCGACUACGUUAGCAACAACAAACAUAGCAAAACCACCGCAAAUUAUAACUAUUGAAUAAAUUCAACUAAAGUACACAACAAACAGAAACUACAACUAUAGACAAACACUAACAAAAACAAACUAUCAACAAAACCAAAACAAAAGAAAAACAUUCACAAAACUUUUCAAAUUUCUUGCAAAGUCAGCUAGCUAUCAGUAUUUUAAUUUCUUUAAACUCUUGAGAAGACAACAUUCUCCCUCACCAUAAAUCUACACAAAUACACACACACACACAUUUAAUAUGAAUUGGAUUUCUGCAACUUUUUGCAAAUCUUUACUAAUUUGCGCGUGUUCAGUGCAUUAUCUAACAUUUCAUUUGCUAGACAUAUUUGUUGUUAGCGUUUGCUUAAGUUAAAAAAAAAAAUACUUGUUGUUCUUAGCGGCAUAAACGUUGUAAAAUCCAACUAAUUUUACCCUAACAACGUUCUGUCCCAUGGGCUUACGUUAGUUCAGCAAUUAGUUGAGUUUUCCAACGUUAAUGCUUAUUGUCGUGCAGUGUCCUGUGCAAAAAAAUAAUUUUUCGUGGCAUUUGUCCAUCUUUGUCUUAUAACUAAGAAUAUCUUUGCUUCAAUAUUUAAAACUUAAAACUUUUUUAUUUGUAUGAAAUGUUAAUUAUAAUUACUAUUAUUAUUAUUUUUUAGUUUAAUUUGAGCGUGUCAUUGGCCGAGUCAUAUAAAUCAGUCAUACAAAGCACUUUGUAACUGUCUAACGAUUGUAUGUAAAUAGCAUGCAAUUAAAAGCAUACUAAAAAUUGCCAAACGGAGUGACGUUGUUGUGGCAACAUCGAUUCAUACGGGGGUGCACUAUAAUAAUACUUUGGCUUAGCGCUUGAAUUGAAGUUUGGCUUAAAGUAAUAUAUAUUAAUCAUUAUUAUUAAUUAUGCUUAGUAAUUUUAUGUGUACACCUGUAUUAAGCUCGUUCCAAACAUAAAUAUAUAUAUUCCAACAUAGUGUGCAAAACCUUCUAGACAACUAAGUACAUAAAUGGAUGCUAUUAAUUUAGUUUACCUGCAAAUCUUGUUUCUUAAAUGGUAGCGACUAAUUGGACAAACAACAAAAGCAACAAAUUUAAAAAAAAAUUUCAAAACUCGCACGUUACACGUUAAUUUUCUUCUUAAGUUUUGUAUACAAAAAAGCCUUUCCCAACUUAAAUUCUUAUUAAUGUUAUUAGUUGCCUUAAAUAUAAUUUAUCUGUUAACAAUGCAAAACUAAUUAGCUGAUAUGCUUUAAAUAACAUUUGUAUAUAACGCUUUUCCUACACAGAAAGUCUUCAUUUCCAUUUUGAGAUAUUCUUAAAAGUUCACAAAUAGGUUAUGCGCCAAUGUUGACGAAUUGCUGGUUGUAAAACACCUAAAGAAUGAAAUACAUACCUAUAUACAUAUAUAAGCGCAUCUGUGUGAGUUGCGAAGUUGAAACUGGUACAGUGUACGAUUGUAAUAAAUAAUACCAAAUCCUUUGAAUAAAAUAUAAAUAAAAAUGAAAUAACUUAAGUCGAAA